Messenger RNA from Eleginops maclovinus (Patagonian blennie), 11965 nucleotides. It is a transcript of the gene usp34, whose product is annotated as ubiquitin specific peptidase 34. Gene Ontology annotation, biological process: protein deubiquitination. The transcript is spliced from 78 exons. The record is from RefSeq and is a predicted model, not a curated record. Gene Ontology annotation, molecular function: cysteine-type deubiquitinase activity. Gene Ontology annotation, cellular component: nucleus; cytosol. Bases 279 to 11279 code for a protein of 3666 amino acids. NCBI's taxonomy places the organism in Eukaryota, Metazoa, Chordata, Actinopteri, Perciformes, Eleginopidae.
CCUUUUUCAUCAUGGCUGCUGUGUCUACUCUCUCAAGUAACGCUCAGAUUGGACACUGACUCGAUUUCUACCUUUUCAGUGUCUCUUUAACUUUUGGUGUAUACAUCAACUGCCGCUUGGAUGCAAAUCCCGUUCUCCACCUUCCCCUGCUCUCAUUCAGUGGGAUAACCUUCACCAAUCACUCCCUCCACUGGGCCUUUUUUUAUCCCCAAAAACAACCAGCCAGCAACAACAGCUUCCAGUGCAAUGGUGUGACUCAGUUCUCCUCUUGAUGAACAAUGUGUGAAAACUGCGCCGAGCUGGUGGAGGUUUUAAAUGAAAUAUCGGAUGCAGACGGCAGUGAAGGAGGUUUCCAGCUAAAGAAGGAACAUGCCCUGCGAGUGCUGGGCUACAUCAGCUCCUGGACACAGAGACAAUGCCUCUGCUGCUUCAAGGAGUACAAGCACCUGGAGGUGUUCAACCAGCUGGUGUACGCCCUCAUCAACCUGGUCAUCGCUCAGAUCAGCAGCCUGAGAGACCGCCUCUGCUGCGUCCAGGAUCACACACAUAAAGGAGGCCUAUGUGGGGCCGAGGGGGGGUCUGAAUGGAGCGGGGCGGAGGCUGCACCCGGGCCCCUCCCUCAACCAUCCUCACCUGGGGAGGACGAACCUGUUAACGUGGAGAGAGACUCUGCAGAGGAGGACGCCGACACCUCUGACCUGAACCAGAAUAAGAUCCAGGGUCAGGGGGUCAGCCAGCCGUGUGAAGCCCAGAUAGAAGCACUGGGGCCUGGGGAAAGCGGCAGCGGGGCCGAGGGAGGGGAUGGAGGUGCUGGAGGAGGAGGCGGCAGCAGCGACAACCAGGACCCGUUCAGCUCCUGGAGCACCGAGGAGAGGGAGAAACUGCUCCUGUGUGCCGCAAAGAUUUUCCAGAUCCAGUUCCCGCUCUACACAGCCUACAAACACAACACACACCCCACUAUAGAGGACAUAUCUGCUCAUGAAAGCAACAUCCUGGGCUCCUUCUGCGACAUGAACGACGUGGAGGUCCCUCUGCACCUGCUGCGCUACGUCUGUCUGUUCUGCGGGAAGCACGGCCUCUCGCUGAUGAAGGAGUGCUUCGAGUCGGGGACUCCGGAGAGCCUGCCCUUCCCCAUCGCACACGCCUUCAUCACCAUCGUCUCCAACAUCAGAAUAUGGUUGCACAUUCCCGCGGUCAUGCAGCACAUCAUACCGUUCCGCACCUAUGUAAUACGGUAUCUGUGUAAGCUGUCAGACCAGGAGCUGCGGCAGAGCGCGGCACGCAACAUGGCCGACCUGAUGUGGAGCACGGUGAAGGAGCCGCUGGACAGUGCGCUGUGCUUCGACAAGGAGAGCCUGGACCUCGCCUUCAAAUACUUCAUGUCCCCCACGCUCACCAUGAGGCUGGCCGGACUCAGCCAAAUCACUAACCAACUCCACACCUUCAAUGACGUCUGCAACAACGAGUCCCUGGUAUCCGACACAGAGACGUCUAUAGCAAAGGAACUAGCAGACUGGCUGAUCCACAACAACGUGGUAGAGCACAUAUUCGGACCAAAUUUGCACAUAGAGAUCAUUAAACAAUGCCAGGUGAUCUUGAACUUCUUGGCUGCAGAGGGCCGACUCAGCACGCAGCAUGUGGACUGUAUCUGGGCUGCAGCUCAACUGAAACACUGUAGCCGUUACAUCCACGACCUCUUCCCCUCGCUCAUCAAAAACCUGGACCCUGUGCCUCUCCGCCACGUCCUCAACCUGGUGUCUGGCCUGCACCCCAGCGCACACACCGAGCAGACGUUGUACCUGGCCUCCAUGCUGAUCAAGGCUCUCUGGAACAACGCGCUGGCAGCCAAGGCUCAGCUCUCCAAACAGAGCUCCUUCGCCUCCCUGCUCAACACUAACCUGCCCAUGGGCAACAAGAAAGGUUCGCCCGCUGCCAGUCCGGACAGCAGCGACAACAGCGACACGCAGCACAGCGGAGGCAGCGACAUGGAGAUGGACGACCAGAUGAUGAGCGGCAGCAAGCGUGGCCAGCAGAGGCUGUCCGACACUGAGGAGUCGAUGCAGGGCAGCUCGGACGAGACGGCUAACAGCGUGGAGGAGGGCAGCAGCGGGCCGGGCAGCAGCAGCGGCCGCAGCGAAGCCUCCAGCAACGAGGCCGCCUCCAGCCGAGCCAGCCAAUCAGCGGGGAGCCCCGGCAGCGAGAUGCACUCUGACGACAUGGCCGACAGCGAGGCCCUGAAGGAGGAGGAGGACGAUGAUGAGGAGGAAGACGACGAGGACGACGACGAUGACGAUGAGGACGACGAAGAUGAGGGGAACCGGUCGGCUGCUGAAGGCGGGCAUCAGAAGGAGCCCAGGGAGCAGACGGAGUCCCGGAAGAGGAAGGCGGGGGAGGCUCUCGGUGAAGGGACAAGCCAGGGGGCGGGGCCUGGUGGUUCAGGAGGCGGGGCUAAACCCAAAGGCCUCCCCUUCAACCCGGACACUUCUGCUGUCAUGGUAACAGCGGCGUCAAUGGAGGGCCGGAUGAGGAUGCUGGACGCUUGUUCUGCGUCGACGUCCGCUCGGCCCGACGUGACGGAGCCCCAGCAGCAGCCGCCGGAGAUCGGGCCCUCGCAGAUGGUGCAGGGGCCUCAGGAGCCGCCGUGCCUGCCACGGCCCGGAGACUUCCUGGGGGAGGCCAUGGGCAGCGAGCUCUUCAACUGCCGGCGCUUUAUCGGCCCCCAGCACCACCACCAUCACCACCAUCACCACCACCACCAUGAAGGUGCGAUGGUGGAGGACAUGCUGAGCGCUGACGACGUGUCCUGCAGCAGCUCUCAGGUCAGCGCCAAGUCGGAGAAGAACAUGGCCGACUUCGACGGCGAAGAGUCGGGCUGCGAGGAGGAGCUGGUGCAGAUCAACUCCCACGCCGAGCUCAGCUCCCACCUCCAGCAGCACCUCCCCAACCUGGCCUCCAUCUACCACGAGCACCUGGUGCAAGGUCCGGCGGUCCAUAAGCACCAGUACUCCAGCAGCCACGCUGUGACCGACAUCAACCUGGACAACGUGUGUAAGAAGGGGAACACUCUGCUGUGGGACCUGGUGCAGGACGAGGACGCGAUCCAUCUGUCUGAGGGUCUGAUUAACGAAGCGGAGAAGCUGCUGUGCUCGCUCGUCUGCUGGUUCACCGACAGACAGAUCCGGAUGCGCUUCAUCGAGGGUUGCCUUGACAACCUGGCUCACCACAGGUCUGUCGUUGUUUCCCUGCGUCUACUACCCAAACUUUUCGGCACUUUUCAGCAGUUCGGCUCCAGCUACGACACUCACUGGAUCACCAUGUGGGCAGAGAAGGAGCUGCACAUGAUGAAGCUGUUCUUCGACAACCUGCAGCACUACAUCCAGGAGGUCCGGGAACACCGGCACAAGUUUGCACUGUACAGCCACAGUGCGGAGGUCCAGGUCCGGCUGCAGUUCCUCACCUGCGUCUUCUCCACACUGGGGUCCCCGGACCACUUCAGGCUGAGUCUGGAGCAGGUUGACAUCCUGUGGCACUGCCUGGUGGAAGAUGCCGAGUGCUACGACGACGCUCUGCACUGGUUUCUCAAUCAGGUCCGCAGCAAGGACCAGCAUGCAAUGGGCAUGGAGACCUACAAACAUCUAUUCCUGGAGAAGAUGCCCCAACUGAAACCAGAGACCAUCAGUAUGACCGGCCUCAACCUCUUCCAGCACCUCUGUAACUUGGCGCGCCUCGCCACCAGCGCCCUGGACAACGCCUCCAGCUGUGAGCUGUGUGGGAUGGACCAGCUGUGGGGCAUCGCUCUGAGAGCUCAGUCUGCAGAUAUCAGCCGCGCUGCCAUCCAGUACAUCAACUCCUACUACAUCAACGCGGGUAAGACGGGGCUGGAGAAGGAGCAGGAGUUCAUCAGGAAGUGUAUGGAGAGUCUGCUGCUGGCUUCGGCCAACCUGGAGAAGGACGCCCACUCCAGCCUGACGAGCAUUGAGAGGGGGCUGCUGAUGCUCAAGACUCACCUGGAGGCCUUCAGACGCAGGUUUGCGUACCACCUGCGGCAGUGGCAGAUCGAAGGGACGGGGAUCAGCAGCCACCUGAAGGCUCUGAGCGACAAACAGUCCCUGCCUCUGAGGAUCGUCUGUCAGCCUGCAGGGCUGCCUGACAAGAUGACCAUCGAGAUGUACCCCAGCGACCAGGUGGCCGACCUGCGAGCAGAGGUGACCCACUGGUACGAGAACCUGCAGAAGGAGCAGAUGAACCAGCAGGCUCAGCUGCAGGAGUUCGGACAGAGCGGCCGGCAGCCCGCAGACUUCCCUGAAGUGUGUGUCUCGCCUGCAGGAGGUCUGAUGGGCCCGGUCCGAAUGAUCUCCUCCGGCCACGAGCUGACCACGGACUACGACGAGAAGACUCUGCAUGAGCUCGGCUUCAAAGACAUGCAGAUGGUGUUUGUGUCUCUGGGAGCUCCUCGCAGGGAGAGGAAGGGGGAGGGCGUCCAGCUGCCGGCCUCCUGCCUGCCCCCCCCUCAGAAGGAGCACAUCCCCAUGCUGCUGCUCCUGCAGGAGCCGCACCUCACCACGCUGUUCGACCUGCUGGAGAUGCUGGCCUGCUUCAAACCGCCUAACCCCAACACGGAGAAGCUCAACGAAAACCCAGAGCAGAGUGCUCUGUGCGAGGAGCUUCACCUCCACGCAGAGAAUCUGUCCCGUCGGGUUUGGGAGCUGCUGAUGCUUCUUCCUACAUGUCCCAAGAUGCUUCAGGCCUUCCAGAACAUCUCAGACGACACGAAUGGGGAGGGUCUGUGCUGGAAGGAGCUGCUGAGGAUUAAAAGCCCCCACAAGCUGCUCUACGCUCUGGAGAUCAUCGAGGCUCUGGGAAAACCCAACAGACGCAUCCACAGAGAAUCCACUGGCAGCUACAGCGACCUGUAUCCAGACUCGGACGACUCCAGUGAGGAUCAAAUCGAGAACAGCAAGAACACCUGGAGCUGCAAGUUUGUCUCCUCUGGAGGUCUGCAGCUUCUCCUGGAGAUCUUCAACUCGGGUAUCCUGGAGCCCAAAGACCAGGAGUCCUGGACUGUGUGGCUGCUGGACUGCCUCGCCUGCCUGCUGAAGUUGAUCUGUCAGUUUGCCGUUGACCCUGCAGACCUGGACCUGGCCUACCACGAUGUCUUCUCCUGGUCCGGCCUCGCAGACAGCCAGCGCAAACGUCUGUGGCCGAGCAAAUCCCGCAAGUCCACCGUGGAGCACGGGAAGGGUCUGCACAUCCCCCGACUCACCGAGGUGUUCCUCAGCCUGGUUCAGGGUACUAACCUCAUCCAGCGCUUGAUCAACGUGGCCUACACCUACGACAACCUCGCACACAGGGUUCUGAAAGCUCAGUCGGACCACAGGUCUCGUCAUGAAGUGACUCACUACUCCAUGUGGCUGCUGGUGAGCUGGGCCCACUGCUCCUCCACAGUGAAGUCCAGUCUGGCCGACAGCGACCAUCUCCACGACUGGCUGAAGAAGCUCACGCUGCUGGUGCCUGAGCCGGCGGUGAGGCACGAGGCGUGUAACGGCCUCUACAAGCUCUCUCUGUCGGGGCUGGAGAGCGGAGAGUCCAUCAACAGAUCCUUCCUGCUGCUCGCCGCCUCCACGCUCCUCAAGUUCCUGCCUGACGCACAGGCCCUCAAACCACUCAGGGUGGAGGACUAUGAGGAGGAGCCUCUGCUGAGGACGGGCUGUAAGGAAUACUUCUGGCUGCUCUGCAAACUCAUCGACAACAUCCACGUUAAAGACGCCAGCCAGAAGGUCUCUCCCUCUCUGUCGCUGGCCGCCCCGCUGCAGACGACGCUGCUCGACCUGGACGCUCUCGCCCGACACCUCGCCGACUGCAUCCGGAGCCGUGAGAUCCUGGACCAGCAGGAUGGGAUGAUCGAGGACGACGGGCUGACCGGCCUCCUGCGACUCGCCACCAGCGUCCUCAAACACAAGCCUCCCUUCAAGUUCUCCCGCGAGGGUCAGGAGUUCCUGCGCGACGUGCACAACCUCCUCUUCCUCCUGCCCAGCCUGGCCGACCGCGCUCAGCCCAAAUGUAAGUCCCACGCCGCCCGGGCCGCCGCCUACGACCUGCUGGUGGAGACGGUGAAGGGAUCUGUGGAAAACUACCGGCUGCUGCACAACUGGGUCAUGUCCCAGCACAUGCAAGCCUCUCACGCUCCGUACAAGUGGGACUACUGGCCCCACGACGACGUUCGGGCCGAGUGCCGCUUCGUGGGUCUGACUAACCUCGGGGCAACGUGCUACCUGGCCUCCACCAUCCAGCAGCUCUACAUGAUCCCUGAGGCCCGGCAGGCCGUGUUCACAGCCAAGUACGCUGAGGAUAUCAAACACAAGACCACGCUGCUGGAGCUGCAGAAGAUGUUCACAUAUCUCAUGGAGAGCGAGAGGAAGGCGUACAACCCUCGCCCGUUCUGUAAAACCUACACGAUGGACAAGCAGCCGCUGAACACCGGGGAGCAGAAGGACAUGACGGAGUUCUUCACCGACCUCAUCACCAAGAUCGAGGAGAUGUCCCAGGAGCUGAAAAACACGGUGAAGACUCUGUUUGGAGGCGUCAUCACCAACAAUGUGGUCUCUCUGGACUGCGACCACGUCAGUCAGACUGCAGAGGAGUUUUACACUGUCAGAUGUCAAGUGGCGGACAUGAAGAACAUCUACGAAUCUCUGGAUGAAGUGACGAUAAAGGACACUCUUGAAGGCGACAACAUGUACACCUGCUCCCAGUGCGGCAAGAAGGUCCGCGCUGAGAAAAGGGCGUGUUUCAAGAAGCUGCCCCGGAUCCUGAGCUUCAACACCAUGAGAUACACCUUCAACAUGGUGACGAUGAUGAAGGAGAAGGUCAACACACACUUCUCCUUCCCGCUGCGCCUCGACAUGACGCCCUACACCGAGGACUUCCUCAUGGGCAAAGGAGAGCGCAAAGAGGGUUUUCGGGAAGAGGGAGAGGCAAAGGUCACGGAGAGCUACGAGUACGACCUCAUCGGCGUCACGGUUCACACGGGCACGGCAGACGGCGGCCAUUACUACAGCUUCAUCAGAGACAUCGUCAACCCGCACGCCUACAAGAACAACAAGUGGUACCUGUUCAACGAUGCCGAGGUGAAGCCCUUCGACUCGGCCCAGCUGGCCUCUGAGUGCUUCGGUGGAGAGAUGACGACUAAAACCUACGACUCCGUCACCGACAAGUUCAUGGAUUUCUCUUUUGAGAAGACGCACAGUGCCUACAUGCUCUUCUAUAAGCGGGUGGAGCUGGAGGAGGAGAACGGGAAGGACUUUAGCUUUGACGUCUCUCCGGACCUGCUGGAGUGGAUCUGGCACGACAACAUGCAGUUCCUCCAGGAUAAAAACAUAUUUGAGCACACGUACUUUGGUUUCAUGUGGCAGCUCUGCAGCAGCAUCCCCAGCACCUUACCCGACCCUAAAGCCGUCUCCCUCAUGACCGCUAAGCUCAGCACAUCAUUCGUCCUCGAGACUUUCAUCCACUCUAAGGAGAAGCCCACCAUGCUGCAGUGGAUCGAACUCCUGACCAAACAGUUCAACAACAGCCAGGCCGCCUGCGAGUGGUUUUUGGAUCGGAUGGCUGAUGAUAACUGGUGGCCGAUGCAGAUCCUCAUAAAGUGCCCCAAUCAGAUCGUCCGACAGAUGUUCCAGAGGUUGUGUAUCCACGUCAUCCAGAGGCUGCGUCCCGUUCACGCUCACCUCUACCUGCAGCCCGGCAUGGAGGACGGCUCCGACGACAUGGACGGGCCGGUGGAGGACAUCGGGAGCCGGUCCUGCGUGACUCGCUUCGUGAAGACGCUGCUGUCCAUCAUGGAGCACGGGGUGAAGCCGCACAGCAAACACCUGACGGAGUACUUCGCCUUCCUCUACGAGUUUGCCAAGAUGGGAGAAGAGGAGAGUCAGUUCCUGUUGUCUCUUCAAGCCAUUUCCAUCAUGGUGCAUUUCUACAUGGGAACCAAAGGCCCUGAGAAUCCUCAGGUGGAGGUGCUGUCGGAGGAGGAGGGGGAGGAGGAGGACGAAGAGGAAGACAUCCUGUCUCUGGCCGAGGAGAAGUACCGCCCUGCUGCUCUGGAGAAGAUGAUCGCCCUCAUCGCUCUGCUGGUGGAGCAGUCGCGCUCAGAGAGACACCUGACUCUGUCUCAGAGCGACAUGGCGGCGCUGACCGGAGGGAAAGGCUUCCCAUUCCUCUUCCAGCACAUCAGAGACGGCAUCAACAUCCGGCAGACCUGCAACCUCAUCUUCAGCCUCUGUCGCUAUAACAACCGCCUCGCCGAGCACAUUGUGUCCAUGCUCUUCACCUCCAUCGCUAAGCUGACUCCUGAGGCUGCCAACCCGUUCUUCAAGCUGCUGACGAUGCUGAUGGAGUUUGCAGGCGGACCUCCGGGGAUGCCCUCCUUCGCCUCCUACAUCCUGCAGAGGAUCUGGGAGGUGAUCGAGUACAACCCGUCCCAGUGUCUGGACUGGUUGGCGGUUCAGACUCCCAGGAACAAACUGGCUCACAGCUGGGUUCUGCAGAACAUGGAGAACUGGGUGGAGCGUUUCCUGCUGGCUCACAACUAUCCCCGAGUCCGCACAUCGGCGGCGUACCUCCUGGUCUCCCUGAUCCCCAGCAACUCUUUCCGGCAGAUGUUUCGAUCGACGCGCUCGCUGCACCUGCCGACCCGCGAGCUGCCGCUGUCGCCCGACACCACGGUGGUGCUGCACCAGGUCUACAACCUGCUGCUGGGGCUGCUGGGACGCGCCAAGCUGUACGUGGACGCCAGCGUGCACGGCACCACGAAGCUGGUGCAGUACUUCAGCUUCAUGACCUACUGCCUCAUCUCCAAAACGGAGAAGCUCAUGUUCUCCGGAUACUUCAUGGACCUCUGGAACCUCUUCCAGCCCAAGCUGUCUGAGCCGGCCAUCGCCACCAACCACAACAAGCAGGCGCUGCUGUCCUUCUGGUACAACAUGUGCGUGGACUGUCCGGAGAACGUGCGUCUGGUGGUGCAGAACCCGGUGGUGACCAAGAACAUCGCCUUCAACUACAUCCUGGCCGACCACGACGACCAGGAGGUGGUGCUGUUCAACCGCGGCAUGCUGCCCGCCUACUACGGCAUCCUGCGCAUGUGCUGCGAGCAGUCGCCCGCCUUCACCCGCCAGCUGGCCUCGCACCAGAACAUCCAGUGGGCCUUCAAGAACCUGACGCCGCACGCCAGCCAGUACCCCGGCGCGGUGGAGGAGCUGUUCAACCUGAUGCAGCUGUUCGUGGCGCAGCGAGCCGACAUGAGAGAGGAGGAGCUGGAGGACGUGAAGCAGUUCAAGAAAACCACCAUCAGCUGCUACCUGCGCUGCCUGGACGGACGCUCCUGCUGGACCACACUCAUCAGUGCCUUCAGGGUUCUGCUGGAGAACGACGAGGACCGGCUGCUGGUCGUCUUCAACAGAGGACUCAUCCUCAUGACCGAGUCGUUCAACACUCUGCACAUGAUGUACCACGAGGCCACGGCGUGCCACGUCACCGGGGAUCUGGUGGAGCUGCUCUCCAUCUUCCUCUCCGUCCUCAAAGCCACGCGGCCGUACCUGCAGCGCAAAGAUGUGAAGCAGGCUCUGAUCCAGUGGCAGGAGAGGAUCGACUUCGCCCACAAGCUGCUCACACUGCUCAACUCCUACAGCCCCCCCGAGCUGCGCAACGCCUGCCUGGACGUCCUGAAGGAGCUGGUUAUGUUGAGUCCGCACGACUUCCUGCACACUCUGGUCCCCUUCCUGCAGCACAACCACUGCACCUACCACCACAGCAACAUCCCCAUGUCGUUCGGCCCCUACCUGCCCUGCAGAGAGAACAUUAAGCUGAUGGGAGCCAAGAACAACAUCCGCCCCCCCAGACCCGAGCUCAACAUGUGUCUGCUGCCAUCCAUGGUGGAGAGCAGCAAGGGUAAGGACGAGGUGUACGACAGGAUGCUGCUGGAUUACUUCCUGUCGUACCAUCAGUUCAGCCACCUGCUGUGUCGCGUCGCCAUCAACUGCGAGAAGUUCACGGAGACGCUCGUCAAACUGAGUGUGCUGAUCGCGUACGAAGGACUUCCUCUGCACAUCGCCCUCUUCCCCAAACUGUGGACGGAGCUCUGUCAGUCUCAGUCGGCUCUGGCUAAGACGUGUGUGAAGCUGCUGUGUGAGGAUCCGGCCUUCAGCGAGUACAUCAAGUGCAUCCUGAUGGACGAGAGGACGUUCCUCAACAACAACGUGGCGUACUCCUUCCUCACGUGCUUCCUGCACAAGGUGCAGGUGCUGUCGGGUCCCAGCUGCUCUAACCUGAUCAGUGUGUUGGUGACGAACCUGCUGAGUGAGCAGAGCAGCCUGCAGCCAGAACUCGCCGCUCACCGACUGGAACUGAGCAAGACCAGCGGCCUGCUGAAUGCUGACCUGAGGGCGCUGGUGCUGCUGCUGUCGGUGUCCCCCCCCCAGGCCGUGGACCCGGCGCUGAGCCCCGCCCUGCAGGAGCUGCUUGCUCGAUGCAGAGUGUGUGUGCAGCAGCGCAGCGCUCUGGAGCUGGAGGCCAAGGAGCACAAGGCCAAAGCGGAGGAGGAGGGAGCGACCCCGGUGAAGCGGCGCCGGGUGAGCAGUGAAGACGACCGAGGGGGGGAGGCAGCUCCUCCCUGCGUGGCCUCCACCUCCUCCUCCCUGCCCCCCUGCAGCGAGACAAAGCCCGACCAGCAGGAAGCGCUGACGCCGGCCAGCACCUCGGACACAGAGACGAGAGACUCCUCCUCCCUCAUCGACCCUGGCACCGAGCAGGACCCGCCCUCCCCUGAGCCGGGCCCCCCUGCCUCCUCCUCGGGAAACCUGGACUCUUCCCCCAAAGAGGAGAAGAUGGAGGCGUCUUCAUCGUCCUCCUCCUCGUUCUCCUCCUCCUCGUCCUCCCUGCUGCAGGAGGCGGGGGAGGAGCCUGAGAGACACAAUGAGGAGGAAGAGGAGGGGAGGAGGGGGGAGGCCCAAUCAGAGGAGGUGCAGGAAGAGAAGGAGGCGGGAUCUAAGACCAGUUUAGCCCCUCCCCUUCCUGAGGACACCGCCGCCGCCUUCCCAUCAUCCCUUGGGCUUGUGGGGGAGGGGCCAGAGGGUUGCAUUGGCACCGCCUCCUCCUCCUCCUCUUCCUCCCCCCAGGCGUUCCCGGGCGCCUCCCCCCCCGACAUGCUGGACAUGCUGUACAGGACGGUGGAGGCCACCAUCGCCAUAGUUACCAAACUGUCUGUUAAAGGCCCGCCCACUUCAUGACAUCAUCACCUCACAGCCGUCAUGAGAUCUUAAACUCCUCCCCCUUUUCUUUUCCUCUCUGGAAAUCUGAUUUCUGCUCCGAGGGAAAAAAACGUUCCCGUUUCCCCCAUUCUCCUCCCGCGCCGCUGAUGUUCAGUCGCUCGGUUCUCCAGCUUCAGUGGCGCCGCCGUGUUUCGCUCUGUAAACUCCACGCCCCCCCGCUCGACAGACAAAGAAAACAGAAAGUCGUUUAAAGCUACAGCACAUUUUUUUUAAAGGGCAAAAAAAGAAUAGUUUUUUGUUGUUUUCUGAGUGUUUUAUACUGAUUUGAAUUUAUUCGUUUGAGGUUUGCUGUAACGGGGAAGGUUUACAGAACUUUUGUCUCCUGUCUGUAAUUUAAUUUUAUUGCAUUUUUACUGUGUAUAAAAAUGGUCGUUCUCUGUGCCAGUUUUGUACUUUAUGAGCGAGGCAGGUGAAAGUUGCCUUGACUUCUUCUGUGGUUUGAAUAUCCAGAAAACGAGUUUACCUGUAAAUUAAGAGAACCACAAGACACUUGAUUCUGUAAAGAAUCCUCUCUAGUCAUUGCCUGAAGGUGUAUAUGAAAACUAUAUAAAUAUAUAUAUAAAUAUCUUUAUAUAUAUAUGAAUAUAUAAAAGCGGUGCUUUAUUUGACUGUGGUUGUAAUAAAGCCCCCCCCAUGUUGGACCA